CAGACACAGUCUUCGCUCGAUCGUUGGACCAGCAAGUGAAAGAAAUCCCAGAAACAUGAAGGUCUUCGUUGCCAUCUGUGUGCUGAUUAGCCUUGGCCUGGCCUCGGCUGACUACCGCCUGAGGAAUCGCAACGACAUGCUGGCCUACCGCGAGGAGUGCGUCAAGGAGCUGGCCGUCCCAGCCGAUCUCGUGGAGAAGUACCAGAAGUGGGAGUACCCCAAUGAUUCCACCACACAGUGCUACCUCAAGUGCGUCUUCACCAAGUGGGAGCUCUUCGACAAGACCACCGGCUUCAAUGUGGAGAACAUCCACCAGCAGCUAGUGGGACAUGGCGCCGACCACAACGAGGCCUUCCACGGCACUCUGGCCGCCUGUGUGGACAAGAACGAGCAGGGUUCCAAUGCCUGCGAGUGGGCCUAUCGUGGUGCCACCUGCCUGCUGCGUGAGAACCUGGACCAGAUUAAGAAGAGCCUGGCCCCCAAGGCCUAAGGAUGGACUUGAACUCAUAUAAGCAUUAAUUUAGUUAAUAAACUCUUUGAUUUUCGUGAAAGUAA
Drosophila serrata is the source of this 555-nucleotide messenger RNA. RefSeq names its product general odorant-binding protein 99a-like. Gene Ontology annotation, biological process: sensory perception of smell. Gene Ontology annotation, molecular function: odorant binding. Lineage: Eukaryota; Metazoa; Arthropoda; Insecta; Diptera; Drosophilidae. The record is from RefSeq and is a predicted model, not a curated record.